Chrysochloris asiatica (Cape golden mole) is the source of this 378-nucleotide messenger RNA. It is a transcript of the gene LGALS2, whose product is annotated as lectin, galactoside-binding, soluble, 2. The record is from RefSeq and is a predicted model, not a curated record. Gene Ontology annotation, molecular function: carbohydrate binding. Bases 13 to 378 code for a protein of 121 amino acids. NCBI's taxonomy places the organism in Eukaryota, Metazoa, Chordata, Mammalia, Afrosoricida, Chrysochloridae. The transcript has 3 exons.
GAGAUCAAGAAUAUGAACAUGAAGACAGGGAUAACCUUGAAGAUCAAGGGCAAGAUUGCUGAUGAUGCUAAGGGCUUUGCGAUAGAACUGGGCCAGUCUGCUGACAAACUGAACCUGCACUUCAACCCACGCUUCAAUGAGUCCACCAUCGUCUGCAACUCUCGGGAUGGUAACUGGGGCAAAGAGCAACGGGACAAUCACCUGAGCUUCAGUCCAGGGUCAGAGGUCAAGUUCACUGUGACCUUUGAGAAAGACAAGUUCUUGGUGAAGUUACCUGAUGAAUACACAGUGACCUUUCCCAACCGGCUGGGCCACGAUCACCUGAACUACCUGGUCGUGAAGGGUGGGCUCAAGGUCUCUUCCUUAAAGAUUGAAUGA